Messenger RNA from Plectropomus leopardus (leopard coralgrouper), 1369 nucleotides. Its product is annotated as PHD and RING finger domain-containing protein 1-like. Lineage: Eukaryota; Metazoa; Chordata; Actinopteri; Perciformes; Serranidae. The record is from RefSeq and is a predicted model, not a curated record.
GAAAAAGACGAUUAGCCGUCAACAUUUCGGUUAACAUGCGAAUUACAUCUCUUUGUUAUGAUAAGUAAUGUAACAAUAGCUUGGAAAAAAGGUACAAAGUGCUUAACAAUGUGUGACUAUUGACUUUCUGCUCAGAAAAAGCUUAACGACAUCGUUAUGCUAGCUACCGACCAAGCUAACAUUAGCUAAAAACAACAGCUCACAGGAAACUCCAACAGCAAGCUAAAGUCGAGUUAAUUUCAUAUUUAAUUUACUAUUUUUAUUCGCAGAAGCCGUUAAAACGUCAUCUACGAGCAGACGUUUUUUGUCCAGUAAAAUUAAAAUUAUGGAUAUAUAAAUAUGGAGUCCACCGUGUUAAAGACAGCAGUUGAAGAGGAUUCAGCUAAAUGUUAUAUCUGCUUGAGUCCCUUUAUAAAUCAGUUAGUUGGCUCUCUGGAAACCUGCCGGCAUGUUUUCUGUCUUCAGUGUAUCCUCCAGUGGUCCCAGACAGCCAACACUUGCCCGGUGGAUCGGAUCAGUUUUGCUUUCAUCCACCAGAGACGCUGUCCUGAAGGGGACAUCCAAAAGAAGAUCAAAGUAAGGACAAAGAAAAAGGACGAAGAUGACGAAGAAGAGGAGGGGAGCAAUGCUGUUAUCUGCGAGGAAUGUGGACGCAGCGACCGCAGACACCGGUUGCUCGUGUGCACACACUGCGACUCCGGGUAUCAUAUUGACUGCCUGACACCAUCAUUAAACACGAGCCCUGAAGGUGACUGGGUUUGUGCCGAGUGUUUGGUCAGUCCUCAGCACACAGACGGCUCCGUGCUGGAGGAGGAGAUCAGUGAUGGAGAACUAACAGACCUCCUCGCUGAAGUAGUAGAUGAAACUCCAUCUACCAGCAGUCGCCUUCGGCCCUCCACCAUUAAUCGUCCCGGCGGCGCCACUGAACGACGACACAGCCGGAGGAUCCAGAGCAGAGCCAGCAGCGCUGCUCGGCCUCGCCCCCAAACCUCCUGGCAUGUACCGAAAUACCUGUUACAUGCAGCAAAGCCUGAAGUCACAACAGACGAAGUAGCUGCACGUCAUCAAAGUGAUUCCAGCGAUGCUUCAGUUGAGUUAAAUACCCGAAAAAAAAGGAAGCGUGACGCUUGAGCUCCUGACACAUAGAAGAGUAGAAGCUGGAAGAUGUGUAUCAUCACUGCCUGUUAAAGGUGCGCCUGUCAGAAAUGACCACAUGGUGGCAGCAUUGUGUUAGCAGCUGGAUGUUCAGUUCAGCCGUAAACUUCAGGGUAUGAAGGCACUGACCAAAAACUGGCUGCUAUACCUGACUGAGACCCUGUGUGACGUCCUUACCCUCUUUGUGACAUUCAGUACACGCACAUGGAUUCCU